AUGUCCGCGAAGGAGCGGCAAAAGGGCAAAGUGACCAAGGACAGCGUCACCCUCCUGCCCUGCUUCUACUUCGUGGAGUUGCCCAUAUUGGCAUCUUCUGUUGUUAGCCUCUAUUUUCUUGAACUUACUGAUGUCUUCAAGCCAGUUCACUCUGGAUUUAAUUGCUAUGACAAGAGUCUGAGUAUGCCAUACAUUGAACCUACACAAGAGUCUGUUCCCUUCUUGAUGUUGCUUAGUCUGGUUUUUGCUGGACCAUCAAUUACGAUAAUGAUAGGAGAAGGAAUUCUCUACUGUUGCCUGUCCAAAAGAAGAAACGGGAUUGGAACAGAGGCCAAUAUUAAUGCAGGAGGAUGCAACUUCAAUUCUUUUCUUAGAAGAGCUGUCAGAUUUGUUGGUGUUCAUGUGUUUGGUCUUUGUUCUACUGCUCUUGUUACUGAUAUUAUACAGCUAUCAACAGGAUAUCAGGCACCAUAUUUCCUGACUGUUUGCAAGCCUAACUAUACAUCCUUAAAUGUAUCCUGCUCAGAGAAUUCUUAUGUUGUGGAAGAUAUUUGCUCAGGAGCUGAUCUCAAUAUUAUCAAUGCUGGAAGAAAGUCAUUCCCUUCUCAACAUGCCACCCUGGCAGCCUUUGCAGCAGUGUACAUUUCGAUGUACUUCAAUUCUACGUUAACAGACUCCUCAAAACUUCUGAAACCACUCUUGGUCUUUGCUUUUAUCAUCUGUGCAAUUAUAUGUGGUCUGACUCGUAUCACCCAGUACAAGAAUCAUCCAGUUGAUGUUUACUGUGGCUUUCUUAUAGGAGGAGGAAUUGCUCUCUAUUUGGGCCUGUAUGCUGUGGGGAACUUCUUACCAAGUGACGAGAAUGUGUUUCACCCAAAUUUUCACAGAGAACCAAUAAGGUCUUUGACAGACCUCAGUCAAGAUGCCAACAGAAUCCUGCCAGGUAAAAAUGGUAGCAGCAGUGAUGGCAUUGUCUCUCACCGUACAGAAAGCAUCCUGAAUAGAAACCACAGAGAUUCAGGGUCUCUGACCAAUAUCAAGAGAGCAAAUGCUGAUGUAGAAAUAAUAACACCACGAAGCCCAAUGGGAAAGGAAAAUAUGGUUACUUUCAGCAACACUUUACCAAGAGUCAACACACCAUCCUUGGAAGAUCCAGCAAGACGAAAUGCAACAAUACAUGCAUCAAUGGAUUCUGCCCGUUCCAAACAGCUGCUUUCCCAGUGGAAGAACAAGAAUGAAAGUAGAAAGUUGUCACUGCAAGUAAUAGAGACUGAAUCUGGCCAGUCACCACCAAGGGCUAUCGAAAUGAGGUCAAGCUCAGAACCCUCCAGAGUGGGUGUAAAUGGUGAUCAUCAUGGCCCAACUAGCCAAUACCUGAAAAUUCAACCUGGCAGUGUACCAGGUUGUAACAACUCAGGUCUUUCUGGUGGGCCAAGGGUCUCUAUUCAGUCACGUCCUGGCUCAUCCCAGCUAGUGCAUAUUCCUGAAGAGACUCAGGAGAACGUGAACACAUCACCCAAAAAUAGUUCAGCUAGAGCUAAAUGGCUGAAAGCUGCUGAGAAGAGUGUUGCAUGUAGAAGCAAUAGCCAGCCAAGAAUCAUGCAAGUAAUAGCCAUGUCUAAGCAGCAAGGAGUGCUUCAGGGCAGUCCAAAGAGCUCAGAGGGAAGCACAGUCACCUGUACAGGAGCCAUCAGAUAUAAAACCUUGACAGACCAUGAGCCAAGUAGCAUUGUCAGAGUUGAGGCCCAUCCAGAAAAUAACAGACCUGUAAUUCAGAUGCCAUCAGAAGGUGAAGGAAGUGGGUCAUGGAAAUGGAAAGGUCCUGAAAAAGUCACCCUUCGUCAGACAUACGAGCUAAAUGAUCUUAACAGAGACUCUGAAAGCUGUGACUCCUUGAAAGACAGUUAUGGGUCAGGUGACAGGAAAAGGAGCAACAUAGAUAACAGUGAGCAUCACCAUCAUGGAAUCACUACAAUAAGAGUUACGCCAGUGGAGGGAAGUGAGAUUGGCUCAGAGACUCUGUCCAUUUCCUCUAGCCGGGACUCAACACUUCGAAGAAAAGGUAACAUCAUUUUAAUCCCUGAGAGAGGGAGCAGUCCAGAGAACACCAGAAACAUCUUCUAUAAAGGCACAUCCCCCACACGAGCAUACAAGGAAUGA
This is a messenger RNA of Gavia stellata (red-throated loon), 2160 nucleotides long. RefSeq names its product phospholipid phosphatase related 4 (gene PLPPR4). The transcript has 7 exons. NCBI's taxonomy places the organism in Eukaryota, Metazoa, Chordata, Aves, Gaviiformes, Gaviidae. Gene Ontology annotation, molecular function: phosphatidate phosphatase activity. Bases 1 to 2160 code for a protein of 719 amino acids. The record is from RefSeq and is a predicted model, not a curated record. Gene Ontology annotation, biological process: axonogenesis; phospholipid dephosphorylation; signal transduction.